Messenger RNA from Myotis daubentonii (Daubenton's bat), 2131 nucleotides. It is a transcript of the gene OSGEPL1, whose product is annotated as O-sialoglycoprotein endopeptidase like 1. Gene Ontology annotation, biological process: tRNA threonylcarbamoyladenosine modification. Gene Ontology annotation, cellular component: mitochondrion. The record is from RefSeq and is a predicted model, not a curated record. Lineage: Eukaryota; Metazoa; Chordata; Mammalia; Chiroptera; Vespertilionidae.
UGUUCCGGGGUGUCUCCCUGUUCUCUGUGCAUAGAUGGAUCGCUCUAACUCUGCCCGCGCCGCAGUGCGAGCCCCACACCUGUGCGCUCUCUGCUCCGCGCGGCCCCUGUGUGUAGGGAAAGGUCCGCUCACACGCCCAGCACGUUCUGCAGCGGUUCUGUUUGUGUUUUGUUAAUCCUCGCCUGACGGUAGUUACCAUUGACGUUUAGGGAGAGAAGUCGAGAGAGGGAGAGAGAGAGAGAAACAUCACACACGGAUUGGCUGCCUCCUGCCCCUGCCCAGACCGGGGCCGGGGAUCCAGCCCGCAGCUGAGGGAGGUGCCCUUGACCAGAAUCGAACCCGGGCCCUUCAGUCCCCAGGCGGUGCUCUAACCACUGAGCAACCGGCCAGGGCAGCCGCAGAGAGUUUCAGGUGAUCUGGGAACAUGAAACUAGGUACGUGGCAGAGUGGCACCGCCAGGGGGCGUUGGCGAUGGACUGCUGCUGUGUUGGGAAACAGGAUUUGGGGACAUCCCUGUUGUGAUAAACCUCUGGCAAAAAGGAACUAUCAAUAGAGCAAGCAUGCUAAUAUUGAGUAAGGCAGCAGGAGUUUUUUCUAAACCAUCGAAAAGGAAAAUUUAUGAGUAUUUAAGAAGUUCCAAUUUUCAUCCUGGGAAAGCAUUUCUGCACAAAGUCGUGUUGGGAAUUGAGACCAGUUGUGACGAUACGGCAGCUGCUGUGGUGGAUGAAGCUGGGAAUGUUUUGGGAGAAGCAAUACAUUCCCAGACUGAAGUUCACUUAAAAACCGGUGGGAUCGUUCCGCCAGUAGCUCAGCAGCUUCACAGAGAAAAUAUCCAGCGGAUAGUGCAAGAAGCGCUGUCGGCCAGUCGAGUCCCUCCGAGUGAACUCUCCGCCGUCGCCACCACCACCAUGCCCGGCCUCGCCCUGAGCCUGGGCGUGGGCCUGUCCUUCAGCCUGCAGCUGGUCGGCCGGCUGAAGAAGCCCUUCAUUCCCAUCCACCACAUGGAAGCUCACGCGCUCACUAUCAGGCUGACGAAUGAAGUGGAAUUUCCCUUUCUCGUUCUCUUGAUUUCUGGAGGCCACUGUCUGUUGGCCUUAGUCAGAGGAGUUGCAGAUUUCCUGCUUCUCGGAAAGUCUCUGGACAUAGCGCCGGGUGACAUGCUUGACAAGUGGAAGAGCAACAGUGGAUGGGGAGGCAGUGCCGGCUGCUGUCAGUUGGGUUGUCAGAAAGGCAGGCCUGGCCGUCUCCCUGACCAGCUGUCGGCCGUGUUUGUAAAGGCAGAGCAUGUCUUAUUCGUCCAGGUGGCAAGAAGGCUGUCUUUAACAAAACACCCGGAGUGCACCGCCAUGAGUGGUGGGAAGGCCAUCGAGCAUCUGGCGAAACAAGGAAAUAGACUGCGUUUUGACCUCACACCUCCCAUGCAUCGGGCUAAAAACUGUGAUUUUUCUUUCACUGGACUUCAACAUGCUGUGAAUAAGAUAAUAACACAAAAGGAAAAAGAGGAAGGCGUGGAGCAGGGGCAGGUCCUGGCCUCCGCUGCGGACAUCGCGGCCGCCGUGCAGCACACCACCGCCUGCCACCUCGCCAAGCGCACGCACCGCGCCCUGCUGUUCUGCCAGCAGCGAGGCCUGCUGCCGCCCAGCAACGCCGCCCUGGUUGUGUCUGGAGGAGUUGCCAGCAACUUCUACAUCCGAAAAGCUCUGGAACUUGUAACAAAUGCCACCCAGUGCGCUCUGCUGUGUCCUCCCCCCAGACUGUGCACGGACAACGGCGUGAUGAUCGCGUGGAACGGGAUUGAAAGACUGCGUGCCGGCGUGGGCAUUUUAUACGACACAGAAGGCGUCCGCUACGAACCGAAAUGUCCUCUGGGGGUGGAUAUAUCCAAAGAAGUUGGAGAAGCCGCCAUAAAAGUCCCACAAUUAAAAAUGAAGAUCUGAGUCCGGCUGGCGUGGCUCAGUGGUUGGGGUCGACCUACGAGCCAGGAGAUCCUGGUUCAAUUCCCAGUCAGGGCACAGGCCCGGAUGGCAGGCUCGAUGCUCAGUAGGGGGCGUGCAGGAGGCAACCAAUGAUCGACGUUUCUCUCUCUCUCCCUUCCUCUCUGAAAUCAAUAAAAAUAUAUUUUUUUAAAAAA